GCCCGUCGCCAUGUUGUUUCCUCGGUGCUGGACGGCAGCAAGUGGAGUCGCGCCCUGGCAGCGCUGCGUUGCUGCCGCCGCCGUCUUCUGCCCGCCGAGUCCUCAACCCUCUCUCUUUCCUCCCUGCACCCGUCCGGGCUGGCCCGGAGCUCCCCGGCGUCUUCCGUGUGGCCGCGAGUUUUGAGGUAUCUGCUGAAAACAUGGUUCAUUUUCUUUCCUGCCGGUGACUACUUAUCCAACUGCCCAUUCAGAUAAUGAUGAUGCUUGAACUGAAUAAUUAAGGGUUCUGAAGUCAAAGAUCUUGAGAUUAAUAAUGGCAGGGAAAUCAUCGCUUUUUAAAGUAAUCCUCCUUGGAGAUGGUGGAGUUGGGAAGAGUUCUCUAAUGAACAGAUAUGUGACUAAUAAGUUUGAUACCCAGCUCUUCCAUACAAUAGGUGUGGAGUUUUUAAAUAAAGAUUUGGAGGUGGAUGGACAUUUUGUUACCAUGCAGAUUUGGGACACUGCAGGUCAAGAGCGAUUCAGAAGCCUGAGGACGCCAUUUUACAGAGGCUCUGACUGUUGCCUGCUUACUUUUAGUGUCGAUGAUUCUCAAAGCUUCCAGAACUUAAGUAACUGGAAGAAAGAAUUCAUAUAUUAUGCAGAUGUGAAAGAGCCCGAAAGCUUUCCUUUUGUGAUUUUGGGGAACAAGAUUGACAUAAGUGAACGGCAAGUGUCUACAGAAGAAGCCCAAGCCUGGUGCAGGGACAACGGCGACUAUCCUUACUUUGAAACAAGUGCAAAAGAUGCCACGAAUGUCGCAGCGGCCUUUGAGGAAGCGGUCCGAAGAGUGCUUGCUACUGAGGAUAGGUCAGAUCACUUGAUUCAGACAGACACGGUCAGCCUGCACCGGAAGCCCAAGCCUAGCUCAUCUUGCUGUUGAUCAUUAGAGAGGUUGCCCAUGCGUCCUCACCAACUCACACAUAUACACAAAUAAACACAGGGUGGACAAGAGAGUUAGUGUUUGCAGCAAUGGCUCCUGUACUCAUAACAUUAAACUAACCAUAUUGCUGCUUCAUUAGCGGGUGGGAGAAGGGACGCAUCCACUCACGGAAGAUUCUAUUUACUCAAUAAUGGCACCUUACAUUUAUAAUUUGUAACGGUUGUCUAAUAACGUUUAAUUUAAAAUGUAAGUUACAGAGCUAAUGACAUGACCAAGACUUUAAUUAUAAUUAAAACAGAACACUUGAAGAUUGCAAAAGUUAUUGUCUUUUUCCCGGGAAAAUGGAGAACUACUUUUUAUAUGUGUAUAUUUUUAUGUAAUUAGCAUUCUAUUCCUGGGCCAGGGAAAAAAUUACCUAAAGCAAUAAUGUUAGAUAUUAAAGAUUAAAAUCUAAUGCUUUGCACUGCA
Molecule: messenger RNA, 1387 nt
Organism: Equus caballus (horse)
Lineage: Eukaryota; Metazoa; Chordata; Mammalia; Perissodactyla; Equidae
Gene: RAB9A
Product: RAB9A, member RAS oncogene family
Biological process (GO): retrograde transport, endosome to Golgi; Rab protein signal transduction
Cellular component (GO): phagocytic vesicle; lysosome; late endosome
Molecular function (GO): GTPase activity; GTP binding
Source: RefSeq, a predicted model, not a curated record